AUGUCGCCCAUGGCUCCCCACAUUGCUGAGGAGCUGUGGGAACUUACGGGACACAAAGGAAGUGUUCACUCGAUCGCCUGGCCCGAAUGGGACGAAGAGCUUGCUGCCGAUGAAGUCAUCACACUUGUAGUCCAAGUGAAUGGGCGUGUGCGGGAUAAACUCGAAGUAGCAGUAUCCAUUGCCGAAGAGGAUGCCAAGGACGCAGCUCUUCAGAGCAGUCAGGGUUGCUCCGCACAUUGA
This is a messenger RNA of Geodia barretti, 240 nucleotides long. The record is from the annotation of a GenBank genome assembly. Lineage: Eukaryota; Metazoa; Porifera; Demospongiae; Tetractinellida; Geodiidae.